Molecule: messenger RNA, 1233 nt
Organism: Triticum aestivum (bread wheat)
Lineage: Eukaryota; Viridiplantae; Streptophyta; Magnoliopsida; Poales; Poaceae
Exons: 2
Coding region: 1-1233 (410 amino acids)
Molecular function (GO): protein binding
Source: RefSeq, a predicted model, not a curated record
AUGCAAAACCCCAGCAGGCGGCCCACUGUCUCUCUCGCUGGACCCCCUGCUUGUUCCGGGAUCCAAGGUUGGGCUGACCUCCCAGAUGAGUUGCUUCAUCUCAUCGUUGCUCGGUUGGGCUCCUUUCAAGACAUUCUUGGCUUCGCCGCAACAUGCCCCUCUUGGCGUACUGCCUCCUCUUCAUACCCAUCGAAAUCUACAUUCCGCACAAAAUUCCCACCUCUCCUCAUCCAGCCCCGUGUCCGUCAUGAACAAGAUCCUCUUCUUCCUUCUACUGAUGGUUGCCGUGAGCUACUCAAAUGUAAGGUUAUUGAUCCAGCCAACCCGAACGCCGCCCUUCACUGCCAGAUUCCUCAAGAAACCCUGGAGAAUAUGAAAUGUAUCGGCUCUUCCUAUGGUAAUAUCAUCUACUACCGCGAAGGAUAUUGUCGCAUCGUCGAUGUCUUCACUGGAAUGGAGGUUUCAGCUCCAUGUCUCCCACCCAGUGCCAAGUGUUCGAUAUACCGCUGUAAUGGCAUUCUAACAGCCCCUGUCACAUCACCCAACUCACAUCUCAUUGUCAGUACCAGCACCUACCACAAGUCCUACUUAUUUGAUUGGCGUGUUGGAAGCGACUCUUGGUCCCAAGCCCAGCUUCCUUAUAUGUAUACGGACCAGAUUGUGGAAUUCAAUGGUCAGCUCAUUCUCUCGGAUGGCAAUGGGUGGUUCCACUCUGUGCAGGUGGCCCCUCAGCUUGGUCUGCAGGAGAUAACAACCGACAAGGAUGACUGGAGUCAGGAACAUCGUGAUAUGACAGCGCUGGUGGUUUGCGGUGACAUGCUUAUCCCGUUGACCGUUUUUACGCUCUACCGCCUCGACGUGUCAACCGAGCCCGCGACAAUGCUGCCCAUGGAGAAGCUGGAUGAUUGGGCACUCUUUCUGGGGGCAGAACCAAACGGCAUGCCACUUUCGUGCAUGAGCCCGGAAAAAUGGGGAGGGAGGAGCAACACCUCGUACUGUGCCGGCUAUGGCUCUCAGCCUUGUACUUUCCACGGACUGCAUGAGGAGCCGGAUCCUGUGUUGGACACGCCGCCCGUUGACUGUGACCAUUGGAAUCCGCCGCUUUCUCGCGCUCACAGGGACCGCUACUCCGACCCUUGGGCUAUACGCUGGUACGGCGAACAGCACCCCGUGCAGUUAGCUCUGCCACUCUGGCUGUACCCAAGCAUGUUCUACUAUGGUGCCGGAGAGUGA